Molecule: messenger RNA, 255 nt
Organism: Opisthorchis viverrini
Lineage: Eukaryota; Metazoa; Platyhelminthes; Trematoda; Opisthorchiida; Opisthorchiidae
Exons: 1
Coding region: 1-255 (84 amino acids)
Source: RefSeq, a predicted model, not a curated record
AUGACAACAACGGGAAUUCCUUACGCUUUUCUUGAAUUCUUUAGCCUAACAUUCGAACAUAUGCCACCCGCCAAUGGUGAGCUCUGUUGCUACGGUGUACAGCAUACCAUGAAGAUGACGGAUCUCACUCCAGCAGUUCUUGCGAAAUUGCAAACAAUACAGUGUAGUCAACUUGAGCCGCAGUCGCUUCGUGCACUGGACCGGAAGGAUGAAUCUACCGGAAGUGUGAUAGAAGAUAUCUGUCGCCUUCCAUAG